AUGCCGUCCUGCACCCUCAGCUCUCAAGUCUGCGACCUCGAGCUAACCUCAGCCCGCGGCGAGCUCCUAGCAUGGCUUAACGAGCUGCUCGCGCCGAAUGUCAUCCAGAAGGUCGAGGAAUGCGGCAAGGGUAUCAUCUACUGUCAGAUCCUUGACUCCAUCUACGGUGACUUGCCCAUGAGCCGCCUCAAGAUGAACGCCAAGAUGGAGUACGAGUACCUGGACAACUUUAAGAUUCUGCAGAAGGCGUUCACGAAGCAUCGCAUUCCGAAGCCGGCUUGUGGCCGUGCUAACGCUCAGCCGAUCCCUGUCGAGCGCCUCGUCAAGUGCAAGAUGCAGGACAACCUCGAGUUUUUGCAGUGGAUGAAGAAGUAUUGGGACUCGAACUCGCGCGGGGAGGAGUACAACGCAGUCGAGCGGGCCGGCGGCCACCGUGCCGCACCGACACCACCGUCGCGCGGCCCCACUGCGCGUGUCGCGUCCGGUCGCCCCAGCCUCGCGUCCGCCGGCGGCGCCGCCGCUUCCCGCUCCACCAGCGCCGCUAGCAACGCGCAGAUCCAGCACCUCAACGCCCAAGUCGGCGAGCUCCAGUCCACGUGCGAGGGGCUGGAGAAAGAGCGUGACUUCUACUUUGCCAGUGACAUCGAGCUCAUUGUCGGCGAGCGCAUCAAUCUCGAAGACGUCGACGAGCAGGAACGGGAUACGCUCGCCAAGAUUCAGGAGAUCCUAUACCAGACCGAGGAAGGGUUCGAGGUGCCCGACGGCGAGGAGGGGGAGUUGCUGGAUGAUGAGACGUUCUAA
Messenger RNA from Trichosporon asahii var. asahii CBS 2479, 801 nucleotides. RefSeq lists its product as uncharacterized. Gene Ontology annotation, biological process: protein localization to microtubule plus-end; regulation of microtubule polymerization or depolymerization; spindle assembly. The record is from RefSeq and is a predicted model, not a curated record. Bases 1 to 801 code for a protein of 266 amino acids. Gene Ontology annotation, cellular component: cytoplasmic microtubule; microtubule organizing center; microtubule plus-end. The transcript has 5 exons. Gene Ontology annotation, molecular function: microtubule plus-end binding. NCBI's taxonomy places the organism in Eukaryota, Fungi, Basidiomycota, Tremellomycetes, Trichosporonales, Trichosporonaceae.